Messenger RNA from Manduca sexta (tobacco hornworm), 1889 nucleotides. RefSeq names its product alaserpin-like. NCBI's taxonomy places the organism in Eukaryota, Metazoa, Arthropoda, Insecta, Lepidoptera, Sphingidae. Bases 41 to 1249 code for a protein of 402 amino acids. The transcript has 9 exons. Gene Ontology annotation, molecular function: serine-type endopeptidase inhibitor activity. The record is from RefSeq and is a predicted model, not a curated record.
GCAUUUAUAUUAGAAUAGACCGUAGUCUUAUACAACUAACAUGGCGAAAAUAAGUGUAUUAAUCGUAUUACUAACGUUCAUAUUAUCAUUAAUAGCUUCUACUAAAAGUAAAUAUUGCAAACAUGACGAUAGUGCUAUGAAGCGGUUCAUAGACAGGAACACUGCUAUUACUGGAACAUAUUUAUAUGAACGUCUCGUCAAAUUUCCCAAGCAAUCGUAUAGUAUUGUGACAUUACCAGUAUAUUGUAUAGUCGCGCACCUGGCUUACCACGCCAAGGGCGAUGACUAUGAAAAAUUACUGGAAUUCAUGAAUUUAAGGGAUGAACAUGAGAUGAGGGAGGUGCUCUCAGCUGCGGUGUCGCAAAUUAAUUAUAAAUCAGACACUUCCUCCAAAUUGACUUUUAAAGUAUAUGGAGACCAUAAUCAAGAGUUUACGCGAAGUUACAAAAAUGACUUCAUCGACAUAUGCCAAGGGCAGACCGGAUAUCUAGAUUAUAACUGUCCUGAGCAAGCACUUAAAAAAGUUAACGAAUGGUUUGAACAUCAGUCGACAAAAUACAAUUCUGUUCCGACAACUUCUAAUGAAAUGUUCGACAGACAUGAUAAAAAUGCCGUAUAUUACGCGACAUACAUGGAUUUUAUUGCCAGCUUUGAUGACGAAGCCAACCCAAAUGCUAUUAUAGACAUCGAUUUUGAAGUAGGACAUAAUAAAACACUUAAAUUUCCAUCGUUGUAUGGCAACGGAUAUUUUAAAUAUGCCAAGUUACCUGACCUUGAUGCCGAAGUAAUACAAAUGAGAUUGAAAGGAGGAAAACAUUUUGCAGUUUUCUAUUAUCCUUGCAAUGUCCAUAAUUUAGAACAUCUGAUGAAGAAACUUCAAGAUCCCGAAGUAUUUUAUGGUGGACUUGAAAGGGCUGAAUGGCAAUGCCUUAAGAUACAUAUAACAAUAGGACAUGCUGAAGUGUCCAACGACUUAUUUGAAUUUGUGCCAGAAUUAUGUCUCAACUCAACAAGAUUUGAUAGAGUAUUUAAAAGUGGCCACCCAGCGCAUGUUAACUAUGGUUUCCAGGCAUUAAAUCUCUACGGAGACAGAGAAGUGAGGAAAGGUCAACUGAAUUCAAAAUGGUGUCCCAGUAAAAAUCUACCAUUUGUGAAAAUGAAUCACGCAUGCGCCUACUACGUUAUAGAUUCAAACGGAAUGAACGUCUACGCCGGAGUAAUCCACGGACCUCAGAAUUAUAGUACAUAGUGCUCUAUUAUGGAUAUUAUAAAGUUCUUUUUUGUUUUGACAUUAAUUGUUAAUUAUUUUCAUGGGUGUUAGCAGUGGGUUAGUAUACAAAUACGGUGAUAGUUUUAUUAUUAGUAUUGUUGAGUGUUAUUUUUUUUUUGUUAUUUUGUAUUAGGUAAAAAUUUUGUUAUUAUUUUUUUGACAUAAUGUCUUAUAUGUGUAUUUUUAUGGAUAAAACAUUUAUUUGUGGCGAGAAAUUACAAAAUUAUUUAUUUAAAGUUUUAAUAAAAUUAGGUAAACCAUAUGAAAGCUUAUAUUAUUGUAAUCUUUUGAAUAGCUGAUGAUACUAGCAUGUCAUCUUAGGCGUAGCCUAAACGUUGUUUUUUGCACCAACCAUGCUCUAAUCUGGGAUAACAAGCUGAUUAUGAUCUGAAUACAUUUACUGUUAACCUCACAAGUUUUCUUCUUUGUUAAUCCAAAUCGGUAGUUUCCUCAAUAAUGCUGAAAUCAAAACAUAUCAAAACAGUAAUUAAUAAUUAUAGUAAUGAACAACAUUACUUAAUUGGGUUUGUUUUGUAACGAACCAAAUUCCUUUUUAUUUCGAUACUUAACCAUUAUUUUUGAUUCCUUCUGUUCAGAUAAAUAUAUUAACUAAAACGUC